This is a messenger RNA of Theobroma cacao (cacao), 1190 nucleotides long. RefSeq names its product membrin-11. Gene Ontology annotation, molecular function: SNAP receptor activity; SNARE binding. Lineage: Eukaryota; Viridiplantae; Streptophyta; Magnoliopsida; Malvales; Malvaceae. The record is from RefSeq and is a predicted model, not a curated record. Gene Ontology annotation, biological process: vesicle-mediated transport; vesicle fusion. Gene Ontology annotation, cellular component: SNARE complex; endoplasmic reticulum membrane; ER to Golgi transport vesicle membrane.
UUUAUUACCUGUGACCUGUCCAAACAAAUUCAAAAACCGCUAUUCGGUGAACACCAGAAAUCUCUAUUUCCUUAGUCUGGCUCUACGUCCUUUUCUAGAAGAAAAACAAGAGAAAGCUUUUUAGGAAAUUAUGGCAGCGAUCGAAGGAGGAGGGACAUUAUCAGAAGUCUAUCAAAGCGCGCGAAAGCUACUGCUUCGUGCAAGGGACGGGAUCGAGCGCUUAGAGAGGCUCGAGAGCUCCGUCUCCGCCGGCGGAGGACUCGACUCUCCCGAGCUCUCUUUCGCCGUCAAAAAGGAUAUAUCGCAGAUCCACUCCCUAUGCUCCGAUAUGGAUCGCCUCUGGCGUUCCAUCGCCGCCAAAUCACAACGCGAUCUUUGGAAAAGAAAAGUGGAACAAAUGGUGGAGGAGGCUGACUCUUUGAAAGAGAGUCUGGACAAAUAUUCUAUGAGGAAUCAGAGACGAAUGUUGGAAGCAAAGGAAAGAGCUGAAUUGCUUGGGAGAGCUAAUGGAGAGUCAGCUCAUGUCUUGAGAAUUUUUGAUGAGGAAGCACAAGCAAUGCAAUCAGUUCGAAACUCAUCAAGGAUGUUACAAGAAUCUUUUGCAACUGGAACAGCUAUCCUAUCCAAAUAUUCAGAACAAAGAGAACGCCUCAAGAGAGCACAACGAAAGGCUUUGGAUGUCCUUAACACAGUUGGCCUCUCCAACUCUGUCUUGAGGCUCAUUGAGAGGAGGAACCGUGUUGAUAGAUGGAUCAAAUAUGUGGGGAUGGUUUUGACAGUCAUCAUCUUGUAUUUCUUCUGGAAGUGGACCCGCUGAAACUCUUGUUCAAUUCACUUUUCCUCCUUACAUGGUACAAACACGUUUGUUUUCUCGAUCUCUUCUCAUGUUAAGAAAGCAAAUAGUACAAGUUUUGAUGUGAAGAGCUUUCAUAUAGAACGGAUGACAAAAAAUGGACUUUGCCGAUUCAAACUUGCACUGAACGGAAGUUGCUGGUUCUUAAAAUGCACUCAAAAGCCGAGAUAUGAAUAUGUGGAAAGAGUUGCAAGAAAAGAUGACCAGAAAUAUUACAGCUUGCCUACUAACGCUUUAUGGAUGCUUGAUAAUUGAUACGAGUCAGGAUUUUAGAUUGUAAGCUUUUAAUCAUUACUUGAGAAACAGUCAUAUGUUGGCUAAAAAUGCCAUUCACCCA